This is a messenger RNA of Letharia lupina, 585 nucleotides long. RefSeq lists its product as uncharacterized. Lineage: Eukaryota; Fungi; Ascomycota; Lecanoromycetes; Lecanorales; Parmeliaceae. The coding region runs from base 1 to 585 and encodes 194 amino acids. The transcript has 2 exons. The record is from RefSeq and is a predicted model, not a curated record.
AUGUUCUUGUUCGCGUCGGACGAUUUUCGUCAACUUGAACAGGCCACGUGGCAUGAAUCAGAGGACGGCAGGGUGUCGAUACACAGCCGGGCAAAUUGGGCUGUAAUUUUGGGUGUCAAUAGACCUUACGGACACAAUGCGGAGUAUAUGCCCAUGUUUUUCUCGCAUGGCCAUGGUGGGAGCGCGAUAGUGUUCACGGUAGCAGAUGCAUUAAUGCAAAUCGUCAUGCCAUGUCCCCUCAUACCGGAUGACUACGCUCGCUUGUACCGUAUCUGGCUUCUGCAAGCCAAAGAUGACCCAUGGUACGAUCAGAUGCAACAAGGCCAAACCCCCAAAUGGUUCCUGCGCAGCGAGGCUAUCCUCUUCACUGACGUGGAGGCGAAGGAUGUGGUGGUUUCGACGGGCUCGGCGAGGAAUGGAAUGCCCGGGUGGCGGUUUCGGGAGGGUGUCGAGGUGCAUGGACCUCCGGACGAAUUUCAGCACGGGUCUGAGGACCUUAGCAAAGAGAGAGAGGAGGAAUCGGUGCAGGCAGAUGCGGAUGUGGAAGGGAAUGCUGAGGGGCUGUCCUUGUCGUCGCUGGAGUGA